AUGUACGGGAGCACCUCGGCUCGGGCUUUGGACAGCUCACGGGGAUCGGGGCUUGCGGAAAGAAAAGAGCAAGUGCAAAAGGAAAUCCUGGCGCAAAAGGAGCUGAUUGAGAAGCUGGAGGGGAGGGUGGCAUCCCUGUCCGGUCGAGGAGGGCAUAGAGCUGCACCGCGGGGGUCGUCGGCACCACCCCAAGAGGAAAGCGAGAGGGGUACCACCGGUCGACACGACAUCGAAGACCGACCUGCAACGACGACGGACGCGAAGCAACCCCAUGGGGAAGAAGGUGACCACGAUCUUGACGGAAGCGCAAGGGCAAAAGCUAAUAGCCAAUCGAGGGGGAAAGGAAAGAGCUGCUGCCAGGAGGUGGCAGAUCACGGGCCGAACGCUCGCCGAGAUUCCCUCCGUCGUUCGAGCCAGGGCGAGUCGCAAGCAGGAUACCGAGGCCAACAACGAACAGAACAGUGUGCGGUGGAAAUCCAACGGAACGUUCGAGGGGCCAGCAGACGAAAGAGGUUCUUGACGCUACAGGCAGCCAGGGAAGAACUUGAGCACCACCUGCAAGCGUUGGUGUCCGCCGCCGCGACAGCUCUGGCGCACCGGCAACAUCAGCAGGACCAGCAACCGAACGACGGCAGGGGGGCGGAGGUCGACAGCGAGGGCAAAGCGAAGAAUGUCUCCAUAGCCGCCGAGCGACUGCUGGAGACCAGCCGAGAAGACGGCCUCGCGAAGCCACCGUUCGAGAUCCUCCGAGCCAUGUACUGUGGCCUUAGCGAAGUUACCCUUGCCGUAGAGUGCUUGUCGGCGGCAGAGGAGGAGGAAGCCGGCGGGGUGUCGGGACGAGGUAGGAACGCCAGAAUCAGCGGCCUACCUUGCGCGGCUACCACGGCAGAGUCUUGUGACGCGGCCAAAGAGGCACUGGACGCCAUCCGGGAGGCCGUCGGGGCUGACACGACGGUGAUCGGGGAGACGGCGCAUUCAACCGUACAGGCCACCGCAUCGUCUCCGAAUGCCCCUCGAGAUCACCAAUACUCGCCAGCAGGCAGCGGUAGGGCGGCCGCGAUUGCAAUGACGUCUGCUCGGGGAGGGCUGCUUGUUUCCGUUGACGAACCGCCGACGACCGAUGGGGAAUCACUCGCAGGGAAGGAGCACAGAGAGGUCAACGACGCACGAAAUCGGGGGGGAUCGGUCGACCCAGGCGAUACGAGGCCUGCCCAGUCUGUUCCACUGCGAUCACUGGACGUCGAGCGCGUCGCGCAGUUGCUGCGCUUACAUGGCUUCGAAGAGCACGUCCCCGGGUUUGUCGCCCAGGCCGUUGAUGGAGUCAUGCUGAGCGACCCUAACCUGUGCGAAGCUGAUUUAGCCGAGCUGGGGCUGGGUGGACGUGCAGCAGAAGGAGCCCAAGAUAGCAGGGCUCGCAUGGUGUCGUUUUUCCGAAAAUGCCAACGAAACGGGGUUGUUUUCCCAGUUGCUGGAGGCUCGUCACCGUCUUUUGGAGGGAAGGUAGAGCCACGGACGGAUUCCGUACACAACGGCGACUCGACCCCCGACGAUCGACGACGGAACGACUCGGCUACCCUGAGGAAAAAGGAGAUGGGGGGACUGGAGGGGAGCGUACCUGGUGAAAGCAAAACGGAUCGAACGGAGUCAACCCAAGAUUCGCCCUGGCGGCGUGGUUCGGUGCUUGUCGACCGUGAGAACCAGCGCGUGAUUGCCCAAAUAAGCUUAGACUCGAGCGACACCGGUAGAGGGGACGCGACCGCCUUCACGGGAACCGAGGGCGGCCGGCGGAUGUCCGUGAAGCUCAACCAGGGGGUGGUGAUCACUGCGGGCGGCCGAGAGGCAGGGAGUGUGGAGAAUAUGUACGAGUUACCGGCUAUCAACGCCGGAGAAGGAGAACUAGCAGCAUCACUAGAGGCAGCAGCAGCGGCGGCCGCGACGGCAGCAGUAGGGAAGGGGCAGGAGGGGGGGGAUGGAGCGGCAGCGGCGGUAAGAGGGAGUGAGAAUUCCCCUGCUGGUAACCGCGGGCGACGGACAUCCUUGGGCCUUCCUACGGUAACUCUUUACAAGGAGUCGAAUGGGGGGCUUGACUCGGAGGAAGCUGGGGGGAUGCCGAUACCGCCGGGUGUGCCCGUGACGACGGCGAACUCAACAGUAAACGUGUUUCGGUAG
Ectocarpus siliculosus is the source of this 2169-nucleotide messenger RNA. The record is from the annotation of a GenBank genome assembly. NCBI's taxonomy places the organism in Eukaryota, Phaeophyceae, Ectocarpales, Ectocarpaceae.